AAGGCCUUAUUUUUCGCCCUGCAAUACAAAGGGAAAGGUUGAAAUUUUAUUUCUCCGGGGGUGCCGUGGAAGCCGAAACUCGAAUGGACUGUCUUCUAUGCUGCAAGCCUGCAACAUAUUGGGGAGCGAAGUCGCAAAGUGGCGCUCCACCGGAAAAGAAAUAGUGCAAUAGCUCAGCUGUAUUCAAUACUCGACACACAAGAGUCAAGACGCGAUCUUUAUCUCUUUCUCGCCCUCCUUCUCUAGGGUUCGUGGAUUCUUAGCGAUGGAGGAAGAAGGCGGCCUUUCGAAGCCAGUUGCAAUGAUAGCUUGCAUUGCUAUGGCCCUUCUAUACGUUGCCAUUCUCUACGCUCCCACUCUGGUCCUUCGGUUGCCUCCCCCUCCUUCUUUCAACAAUUACAUGGUCCGACGCUUCAUUUGUGCCAUCAUUUCUUCGAUCCUGUCGCUUUUCGUCUCUGCACUAAUCCUUCCUGUACGAACCAGGGCAGCAGCAUAUUUAUUUCCUGUUUAUGGUAUAAGAGCGGAUCAUAGUUGGCAAGCAGUGACCAUCCCUCUUUUUCUGACCUCUCUAAUGUAUGCUGGAUCAAUAUUCCUCAAGCUUCUCUUAUUGAUUGAUUCUUGGAGGCAAUACAGCAGUUCCAGUGGAAGUCUUUCAUUUGAUUUGUGCAGAAAUGUCCUACUGAGGUUUCUUGGCUGUUUUCCUACCAUUUUAUCCAAUGUUUUAGUAUGGCGAACUUGUAUUGUGGCACCCCUUACUGAGGAGUUGGUGUUUAGAGCAUGUAUGAUACCAUUACUUCUUUGUGGAGGACUCAAAAUAUACAGUGUUAUACUUCUUUGCCCUGUAUUCUUCAGCUUGGCACAUUUAAAUCAUUUCAUGGAGAUUUACUAUAAGCAAAACUACAGCAUAAUCAAGGCUUCCCAGGUCAUAGGUCUCCAGCUUGGCUACACUGUUAUCUUUGGGUCAUACGCUUCAUUUCUUUUCAUUCGAACUGGACAUAUUAUUCCUCCAGUGAUUGCUCACAUGUAUUGUAAUUUCAUGGGAUUGCCUGCACUAUUUUCACCAAGAAGUGGAUGGGUUAGUGUGGCCGUGGUGAUGGGACUAGUGGCCUUCUUUUAUCUUCUUUUGCCGGCGACCAGCCCAGAUUUGUAUAAUGAUAGAAUAGAUAAUUGCAGCUGUUGGCAUGGAUAUUGUUCUUGGGGGCAAGAAACAGGAAAGUCCCCGUUGUAAAAACUUUGGGAGGAAAAUUGAACCAAAACUUAUUUGGAACGACAUUUUCUCUGAAGAGUUGUGUCAGAAAUUGGUUCGGUUUUGCUCGUUUGUCUUUUGUUGAGUGUAGGAACUAGGAACCAAUAGAAAGCUGCAUCUUUAAAGAGGAGAAAUGUCUCUUUCGGUUGUU
Messenger RNA from Prosopis cineraria, 1397 nucleotides. Its product is annotated as CAAX prenyl protease 2. Gene Ontology annotation, cellular component: endoplasmic reticulum membrane. The record is from RefSeq and is a predicted model, not a curated record. Gene Ontology annotation, biological process: CAAX-box protein processing. The transcript has 8 exons. NCBI's taxonomy places the organism in Eukaryota, Viridiplantae, Streptophyta, Magnoliopsida, Fabales, Fabaceae. Gene Ontology annotation, molecular function: metalloendopeptidase activity. The coding region runs from base 266 to 1228 and encodes 320 amino acids.